Molecule: messenger RNA, 3024 nt
Organism: Danio aesculapii
Lineage: Eukaryota; Metazoa; Chordata; Actinopteri; Cypriniformes; Danionidae
Gene: abcg5
Product: ATP-binding cassette, sub-family G (WHITE), member 5
Exons: 13
Coding region: 264-2240 (658 amino acids)
Biological process (GO): cholesterol homeostasis
Cellular component (GO): plasma membrane
Molecular function (GO): ABC-type transporter activity; ATP hydrolysis activity; ATP binding
Source: RefSeq, a predicted model, not a curated record
GACGCGGUACAAAGGGGUCUGUUCCCCCUUUGGUCAAGUGUCCAACUAAGAGAAGUACCCGCUCCUCUUGUUGUCCUGCAAAAACUGAGGAGAAGGAGAAGAGAAAGCGACUCUAUAUAGCAAAUGGAGCAAAGGUCCACUGAUAAGAGUCGGCGUUUAUGGUUCUAGUGCAGUGAUAUUAACGUUCAGACAGCUGAAGACGUGGAGCUGACUGUCACUUUGAGGACAUUCGCAUGAAAAUAAUCAAGUUACAGGUGUUUUGAAUGCUGAUGAGAGAGAAAAUGAGCCACUCUUAUUCAAUGAAGGAUGUUGUCCAGAAGAAUGGCUCGAAUGGAUCUUUUAAGGUGGUGUCAGAGAUGGAGAGGGCCCGUUCAAACCCAGACUACAUAGAGUCGUCGAGCUGUCUGAGCGUCAAAAACGUGUCCUAUUCUGUCAGUGAACGUGUAGGACCUUGGUGGGACCUUUCAUCUUUUCGAAAAAAAUGGACAAGGCAAAUAUUAAACGAAGUGUCAUUUCAUGUGGACAGUGGCCAGAUAAUGGGAAUUCUGGGAAACUCAGGUUCUGGAAAGACCACUCUGUUAGAUGCUAUAGCAGGGCGCAUUGGGAAUUCUGGGAACCUCCAGGGAGAAGUGUUUGUGAAUGGACGAAAGCUGAAAAGAGAGCAGUUUCAAGACUGUUUCUCUUAUGUUCUGCAGAGUGACAAUCUCUUGAGCUACUUGACAGUGGAAGAGACUCUGACAUACACUGCACAGCUUGCUUUGAGAAAACACUCUGCUGAGGCCAUACGCAAGAAGGUAACUGCGGUCAUGGCCGAGUUGAGUUUGGGUCACGUGGCUCACAGCGUGAUUGGAGGCCGCGUUUUUCCAGGCAUUUCUGGUGGAGAGAGAAGGAGGGUCUCCAUUGCAAGCCAACUGCUUCAGGACCCCAAGGUGAUCCUGUUGGAUGAACCAACCACAGGCCUGGACAGCAUGACGGCCAAUCAGAUUGUGAUGCUGCUGGCAGAGCUGGCUAGAAGAGACCGAAUCGUCAUCGUCACCAUCCACCAGCCUCGAUCAGAGCUGUUCAGAAUCUUUAACAGAAUAGCAAUCAUGAGUCAAGGGGAGCUGGUGUUUUGUGGACAGCCUCAAGAGAUGGUGGAUUUCUUCAGCCGCUGUGGAUACGAGUGUCCCGAAUACUGCAACCCCUUCGAUAUUUAUGUGGAUCUGACCUCUGUGGACACACGCUGCAGCGAGAGGGAAGCUGCCACCUACAGGCGCAUGCAUGAUAUCACGUCAGCCUAUCAGAACUCAGAGAUCUACACAAACAUGCAGGAAAAGAUUGAACAAAACUGCCAGAGACCAGACAAACCUAUGAUUCCCUUUAAAAGCAAAGAGUCCCCCAACUGCAUCUCCAAACUUGGUGUCCUCCUGAGACGGACCUUUCGCAAUGUGUCCCGUGACAGGAUGGGCAUUCUCAUGCGCCUCUCCCAGAAUCUCAUCUACGGCCUCUUUAUUGCUUUUUUCCUCAUGAGGCUUGGAAAGGAUGUGACAAAAGGUGCUGUACAGGACAGAAUCGGCCUAAUCUACCAAUCCAUGGGUGCAUCUCCUUAUACUGGCAUGCUGAACGCUGUAGCUCUAUUCCCUGCUUUGCGAGCCAUUUCUGAUCAGGAGAGUAAAGAUGGUUUAUACCAGAAAUGGCAGAUGUUUCUGGCUUACAUCAUCCAUAUCCUACCCUUCAGUAUUAUCAGUGUGUUCAUCUUCUCCUCGUUCCUGUAUUGGACCGUAGGCAUGAACCCAGAUCCUGUGCGCUUUCUGUGUUUUUCAGCCGUGGUCAUGGUGCCUCACAUCAUUGGUGAACUCUUAACACUGGUCUUGUUGGGUGUUGUCCAAGACCCCAAUAUGGUCAACAGUGGAGUCGCUCUCCUCAAUAUAGCAGGAAUCAUGGUGGGCUCUGGAUUUCUGAGAGGUUUUAAACAAAUGCCUGUGGUGUUCCAGUGGUUGAGUUAUCUAACUUUCCAGAAGUAUGGCUGCGAGCUUCUGAUUGUCACUGAGUUCUACGGCCUCAACUUUACCUGCACCCCUUUAGCUGGUUUGCCUGGAGAGUGUCUGGUAGACAGUGGGGAUAUGAUCAUAGAUCAGGGUUAUCCUGGAGCUUUGUCCCGUUACACUGAAGACUUCCUGCUGCUCUAUGCCUUCCUGCCAGCUCUUGUGAUUCUGGGCAUCAUCAGCUUCAAGAUACGAGACCACCUUGUCAGACGCUGAGCCUCCAUGGACAUGCGUGUGUGUGUGUGUGUGUAUGUGUGUGUGUGUGCGUGUGCGCGUGUGUGUGUGUUAUUGUUUCUGUGAACAAAUGUGUACAGAAUGUUAAUUUAAUUAGUAUUUUUUGUAGAUCAAAACAUUGUAGAUUAUAUCCACAAAACAUCACCAUGGAAGUUGAUGCUUUUCCAUGGAUAUUGUUGUGAAUUUCUCUAGUCUGGCUCAUGGCACCAAACUGGUGUGAAAUUCUAAGACGAGCCCAAAAAACCAGGGAGAACUUUCGGUUGUCUUUAAAGCAGUACCCUUUAAUAAGAAGAACUCAGUGUGGCUGUGGCGCCAUCGAAAGAAACUCUCAACUGUACAGCAGGCACUAAGUUUUUAUACAUUUUACAGACAGUGAUUCAUAGAGGUGGAGACAAACCUAAACAAAGCAUGCAAAUGAAGUGUUGUUGUCGGCAGGGUAAAUUGCCUUUCCAGCCCCGAUCUCAUCAGCAAAUAAGUACCUAUUCACUAUACAUUUUAGCAUUAAAACAGUGUGCAAAUGAUGUUCUGGAGACAGAAACCGUCCGACCAGUUGACCGGCUUGAGAAGACAAUAGACUGCGCGGUGCUGUACAACUGAGGAAUUUGCAUUACUUUGAAGACAGUCAGGGCUCAGGAAACCAAGACAUUUUAAGGUCUGUCACACCCUAAAAAUAACUUUUCAGUUAUAUAUAGAUUAUAUAAAUUUAUAUUCCCACAAUAUACAUCAAUUUUCUUCAUAAAGUUUUGUACUAUAAUGUGAUUUUAAA